UUUAUUGAUCAAACAGCAUUCAGUAGGAAAUUUUCAAUAAAAAUAGAAAAUGAGAGAAAUUGUUCAUCUUCAAGCGGGGCAAUGCGGCAAUCAGAUAGGAUCAAAGUUUUGGGAAGUAAUAUCCGAUGAGCAUGGCAUAGAUUCAACGGGAGUAUACCAUGGUGAUUCAGAUCUUCAAUUAGAACGGAUCAAUGUUUAUUAUAACGAAGUGACAACGGCAAAAUAUGUCCCACGAGCUGUUUUGGUAGACUUGGAACCAGGAACUAUGGAUUCAGUCAGAGCUGGACCAUUUGGCCAGAUUUUUAGACCAGAUAAUUUUGUGUUUGGUCAUAGUGGUGCUGGAAACAACUGGGCUAAAGGUCACUACACGGAAGGAGCUGAGCUUGUAGAUCAAGUGUUGGACGUGGUGAGGAGAGAAGCAGAAGGAUGCGAUUGUCUACAGGGUUUUCAAUUAACUCACUCUCUUGGUGGUGGUACUGGUUCUGGCAUGGGCACUUUAUUAAUCAGCAAAAUAAGAGAGGAAUAUCCCGAUCGGAUAAUGAACACUUUUUCCGUAGUUCCAUCUCCUAAGGUUUCUGAUACAGUGGUUGAACCAUAUAACGCUACGCUCUCGGUACACCAGCUCGUUGAAAAUACCGACGAAACGUAUUGCAUUGACAAUGAAGCUUUGUAUGAUAUAUGUUUUAGAACACUUAAACUCACAACACCAACGUACGGAGAUUUAAAUCAUCUGGUUUCAGCUACAAUGUCCGGAGUUACAACUUGUUUGCGUUUUCCUGGUCAGUUAAAUGCCGACCUACGAAAGUUGGCAGUCAACAUGGUUCCUUUUCCACGUUUGCAUUUCUUUAUGCCUGGUUUUGCACCACUUACUUCUCGUGGCUGCCAACAAUAUCGGGCUCUAACUGUACCAGAACUGACCCAACAAAUGUUUGAUGCGAAGAACAUGAUGGCAGCUUGCGAUCCACGUCACGGAAGAUAUCUCACUGUGGCAGCAAUUUUCAGAGGCAAAAUGUCAAUGAAAGAAGUAGAUGAACAGAUGUUGAACGUGCAAAAUAAAAACAGCAGUUAUUUCGUCGAAUGGAUUCCGAACAACGUGAAAACAGCUGUAUGUGACAUUCCACCUCGCGGACUUAAAAUGGCAUCGACAUUUAUUGGGAAUUCCACGGCUAUUCAGGAACUGUUCAAGCGCAUUUCCGAACAGUUUACUGCCAUGUUCCGUCGAAAAGCAUUCUUGCAUUGGUACACAGGCGAAGGAAUGGAUGAGAUGGAAUUCACGGAAGCUGAAUCGAAUAUGAAUGAUUUGGUUUCUGAAUACCAGCAAUAUCAAGAAGCGACAACUGAAGAGCAAGGGGAGUUCGAAGGAACUGAAGAGGAGCCGACUGGGACUGAAGCUAGUUAAACUAUUCAACAUUCGGGCACUGCGAUUUUUCAUGAAUUCAUUAUAGGCUUAAGGCUUUAAAAUAAAUUUUGAAAUAAACAUCAAUUUUCCACGCAAGAAAGUGCUUAAGUUUUCUUGAAGUUAAAUGUAUUCAAUUUAUAACUAUUUUGUAAUUGCUAUACUUAGCCAUUUUUUUACACAAGUAAUUUACAUUGUCCUAUCUUCUGCAUUUCGGCUUACGUUAUAUUAUAAAGUUCAGCAAGAAUUUGAUCACUUAAUAUAGAAAUUUUGAAUUAUCUAGACAAUCUACUUUAAAAGAAAUUUAGUUUUCGAUUAUUUUUUUCGAUUAAAUUAUAAUUUUGCGUGGAAGAGAAUGAAUUGCUAAAAUUUUCGUUCGUGGCAUCUAUAAAAUAUAGACGUGGACUUAACGAGGUGACGGUACAAUUAUUAGAAAUUAUUAAGCUACUUUUAUUUAAAUAAAAUAAUUUUUCAUUCAAA
Molecule: messenger RNA, 1876 nt
Organism: Helobdella robusta
Lineage: Eukaryota; Metazoa; Annelida; Clitellata; Rhynchobdellida; Glossiphoniidae
Exons: 7
Coding region: 50-1399 (449 amino acids)
Biological process (GO): mitotic cell cycle; microtubule cytoskeleton organization
Cellular component (GO): microtubule; cytoplasm
Molecular function (GO): GTP binding; structural constituent of cytoskeleton; GTPase activity
Source: RefSeq, a predicted model, not a curated record